Molecule: messenger RNA, 315 nt
Organism: Pygoscelis adeliae (Adelie penguin)
Lineage: Eukaryota; Metazoa; Chordata; Aves; Sphenisciformes; Spheniscidae
Gene: DOHH
Product: deoxyhypusine hydroxylase/monooxygenase
Exons: 2
Biological process (GO): peptidyl-hypusine biosynthetic process
Molecular function (GO): deoxyhypusine monooxygenase activity
Source: RefSeq, a predicted model, not a curated record
GUGAAGCCCUGGGUGCUAUCGGGAAUCCCGAUGUGCUGGAUAUCCUGAAACGCUAUUCAGAGGAUCCCGUGGUUGAGGUGGCAGAGACGUGUCAGCUGGCAGUGAGGAGGCUGGAGUGGCUGCAGGAGAACAAACAGGAGCCUGUUGCCAGCCCCUACCUCUCCGUGGAUCCUGUUCCCCCUGCCGAGGAGACGGACGUCGCCAAACUCCGCGAAACCCUCCUGGAUGAGUCACGCACGCUGUUCGACCGCUACAGGGCUAUGUUUGCCCUGCGAAACCUGGGGGGCCAGGCUGCCGUGCUGGCGCUGGCAGACG